AUGUCUACUCCUCUGCAGCACGAGUUCCAGGACGAUGGCCAGAACAAUCGCCGGAGCAAUUCCGAAGGCCGGGAUAUGGCCCAUUUUACGAACCAUGUAAUUAUGGGAAUGAAUUUUGAGACGACAGAGAGAUAUUCGAAUAUAUACCCCAUUGGGAUUGGCACCUCGGGACUUGUCUGCUCCGCUAAGGAUCAGCUUCUGCGGCGGACCGUUGCGGUAAAGAAGGUUGCGGAGCCGUUUGGGAAUUCGAGUAUCUCCAAGCAUAUUUUUCGGGAGAUCAAGUUGCUGAACCAACUGCGUCAUGAUAAUAUCAUCAAUUUGAGCGAUAUGUUCAUCUCCCCCUCGGAGGACAUAUACCUCGUUACCGAUCUCAUGACGACCGACCUCAUGACUCUGCUGCGCGCCCGCAAAUUCGAUAAUCAAUUCACGCAGUAUUUCGUAUACCAAAUGAUGCGAGGCCUGAAAUAUGUCCAUUCAGCAGGGGUUGUCCACCGUGACUUGAAGCCUGCCAAUAUCCUCAUUAACGAGAACUGCGACUUGAAGAUUUGCGACUUCGGCCUCGCUCGAGUCCAAGAAACAAGUAUGACCGGCUAUGUCUCCACGCGAUUCUAUCGAGCCCCAGAGAUCAUGCUUACCUGGCAACGAUACAACGAGAAAGUCGAUAUCUGGAGCGUCGCCUGCAUUUUCGCGGAGAUGAUGCUUGGAGAGCCCUUGUUCCGGGGCGAAAACCAUAUCGAUCAGUUCUGUGUGAUUUCAAGGCUCUUAGGUGGCCCUCCACCAAAUUUGGUCGCCAGCGUGACUAGUGAGAAUACAUUGAACUUCCUGCGGUCUCUGCCAGCGCAGCCUCGUCAGCCACUCACGGUGAUUCUGCCACAAGCUGACGCAGCGACCUUGGAUUUGUUGGACAGGAUGCUCCAGUUAGACCCUGACGAGCGGAUCUCUGCCGCCGACGCUCUGAAGUCAGAAUAUCUUGCGCCCUAUCAUGACCCUGAUGACGAACCGGUCGCCGCUGCACGAAUUGAUUGGUCGAUGGUGGAUGCCAAUCUCCCGCCUGAUGUCUGGAAGACACUAAUAUAUGCAGAAGUCUUGAGGUAUCACUCGUCGGGCGGCGAACCACAGAUCCCACCGCGGGUCGAGAGCGAAGAACCCAAUACCUAA
Messenger RNA from Penicillium chermesinum, 1158 nucleotides. RefSeq lists its product as uncharacterized. The coding region runs from base 1 to 1158 and encodes 385 amino acids. Gene Ontology annotation, biological process: osmosensory signaling pathway; cellular response to oxidative stress; protein phosphorylation. Gene Ontology annotation, molecular function: ATP binding; MAP kinase activity. The transcript has 9 exons. The record is from RefSeq and is a predicted model, not a curated record. Gene Ontology annotation, cellular component: nucleus; cytoplasm. Lineage: Eukaryota; Fungi; Ascomycota; Eurotiomycetes; Eurotiales; Aspergillaceae.